Molecule: messenger RNA, 1352 nt
Organism: Tigriopus californicus
Lineage: Eukaryota; Metazoa; Arthropoda; Copepoda; Harpacticoida; Harpacticidae
Product: glyceraldehyde-3-phosphate dehydrogenase 2-like
Exons: 3
Coding region: 16-1071 (351 amino acids)
Biological process (GO): glucose metabolic process
Molecular function (GO): NADP binding; oxidoreductase activity, acting on the aldehyde or oxo group of donors, NAD or NADP as acceptor; NAD binding
Source: RefSeq, a predicted model, not a curated record
CAUUGUAGCGGUCAAAUGCCGGGUGGUGGGUUGGAACGAAAUGAUCGACAUGAAGGGAUCCUCGCCAGUUAUUUCCAGCGGGAGAUUGGAAUUAACGGAUUCGGCCGUAUUGGUCGCUUGGUCCUGCGAUCUGCCGUGGCCAAGGGCGCCUCUGUGGUGGCCGUCAACGACCCCUUCAUUCCUCUGGACUACAUGGUUUACAUGUUUAAGUAUGAUUCUACUCACGGACGCUUCAAGGGCGAGGUCAAGCACGACGGCACCUUCUUGUACAUUAACGACCAGAAGAUCACAGUGUUCGGAGAACGCGACCCCGCCAACAUUGAUUGGGCCUCAGCCGGUGCCGAAUACAUUGUGGAAAGCACGGGUGCCUUCACCACUUUGGAGAAGGCUGGUGUGCAUUUGACCAAGGGCGCCAAAAAGGUGGUAAUCUCCGCCCCUUCGGCUGAUGCCCCCAUGUACGUGAUGGGCGUCAACCACGAGCAAUACGAGAGCAGCCAACAUGUAGUGUCCAAUGCCUCGUGCACCACCAACUGCCUGGCUCCAUUGGCCAAAGUCAUUAACGACAACUUUGGCAUCGUCGAAGGUCUCAUGACCACGGUUCACGCUGUCACCGCCACCCAGAAGACCGUGGACGGACCCUCCAACAAGGAUUGGCGUGGUGGCCGCGGCGCCGGACAAAACAUCAUCCCCUCCUCCACGGGUGCCGCCAAGGCUGUGGGCAAGGUCAUCCCAGAACUUAACGGAAAGCUCACCGGUAUGGCAUUCCGCGUGCCCACGCCUGACGUGUCGGUGGUCGAUUUGACCGUGCGUCUGGCCAAGGAGGCCACAUAUGCCGAGAUCUGCGCUGCCGUCAAGGCCGCCGCCGAUGGGCCUCUCAAGGGUUACUUGGGCUACUCGGACGAGGAUGUGGUGUCUUCAGACUUCAUUGGCGACUCCCACUCGUCCAUUUUCGAUUCCAAGGCCGGCAUCCAACUCUCCCCCACUUUCGUCAAAUUGAUUUCUUGGUACGACAACGAAAUGGGCUACUCCAACCGCGUCAUUGACUUGAUUCAAUACAUGCAAUCCAAGUAGAGAGGAAAUCUCCAAUCCGGCAUUGCAUCAUCCGUCGGAUCACCGCUCUAACAUCCGCGGAAACGAAAACAAAAAAUAAAAAUAUUGGAUUGGGUGUCGGGAAUUCUGAACACCAUAACAUCUGCAAGAUCUAUCUUUUAUGACGUCUCUUAAGCUAUGCUUUAACACAUUGGGCAUGUGAUGUUUCAUUUGAUGUACGAAUUAGCCACGUUUCCAGUUGCACCCCAAGUUCAUGUGACUAUUGUGCUACGUUUGGAAAAUAAAUUUCAGUGAGUAGUUUA